Molecule: messenger RNA, 3032 nt
Organism: Carassius carassius (crucian carp)
Lineage: Eukaryota; Metazoa; Chordata; Actinopteri; Cypriniformes; Cyprinidae
Product: carbohydrate sulfotransferase 1-like
Exons: 1
Coding region: 1374-2636 (420 amino acids)
Biological process (GO): N-acetylglucosamine metabolic process; carbohydrate metabolic process; keratan sulfate proteoglycan metabolic process
Cellular component (GO): Golgi membrane
Molecular function (GO): N-acetylglucosamine 6-O-sulfotransferase activity; keratan sulfotransferase activity
Source: RefSeq, a predicted model, not a curated record
AACUCCAUGAUCAAAGGCUUUUAGCAUCGAGCACAGACAUGUUCGGAAGGAGGACGCGUAGGCUUUAAUGAACCGAAUCUGCCUCCCCCCGUGCUGCUUUGUCCUCUUCAGCCUUUGUCAGCUGUGGUUUUGAGGGAAGGGGAUGAAUAUUCGCAUAGGUUAAUCUGGGACCGACUGGCACACCUCUUUUUAGUCGUCUCCUCGCUUCGAAAGAACGUAAUAUCAGUCCAGCGUUUAGUCACAGAGAGAUGUCUGAGGAUGCGCUUCAAUGCCUUAUUCAUCCGUUGUCUCUCCACGGAGCCCUCCUGUGAAUGUUUUACCCCGAGCAUGAAUGGAGCUGCUUGAGGAAAUACGACCUUUUCAUCAGUUUUAGGGAAUUAAGAACCCACUCGCCAUCUGUACACAUGAAUAAAAGCGAUAAAACGUUAUGACGGGCGUUACGGGACGACUAUGCAAAACCAUCGCGGCAUAUGGUGAUUUUUUUCUUUUGUUAACAUUUUCGUCAUGUUGUCAUACAGCUAUAUAUGAGGCAAGUAUAUCGAAGUAUUUAUUUCACUAUAUUUUCGACCAUAUUAGGUGUUUGAAAUGUUCGUGCUGGAAUAAGGGAGAAGUUGGUCACCGUUUGAUAUAAUCUACAGUCAGAUCGAAUCUGCCAAUUUUUUCUUUUUCUUUUUUUAUUUCCAACUGAAAACCGAGUUGUGUUGCACUGCGGUAAAUCAGAGCUCGACGCGCGCGGUCGUCGAAGGCUGCCUUUCAAACCUAUCAUAAAAAGCAUGCGUAUAGUAUUGUGGGAGACUGCAAUUAAUGCAUCUCUCUACAGGUGCCUGAACCGGUGCCAGUUUCUGAAAAGAACUGAUUUUGUAACCUGUCUGCAUUCUAGAUGCUGGUUUGCAUGAACCUUGGCUGAUUUCCCCAAGGGAAAAACUAAAUACCUCAGGCUUGUGAAAAAGCGUUUAGAAAGCAGUUUAGUUGAAGGGGUUUGGCUGCAUUAAAACGUGCAGUAGGUUAUCAAAGUGUCAUAUUGCAAUAAAACGAUUAAAAGACUGAUUAAGGCUUGCAUUGUGAAGCAUAGUGCAGAAUGCAAUAUUAUCUUUGCUAGAGGUUUAGAAAGAAACUCUUAUUUAAAUUAGUCAUUCACACUUGAAGUUUAUAUGUGCUCCUAAUACUGAUGCUGCAUUAUAAAUCACAUUUUAAAAGAUGAGUUCCUUUAAUUCAGACCUGGUUUAAAAUGUUAUCAAAUGUUAUAUCUAUUUUAAAAUCUCUUCAUGUCUUACUUUGUUUUUGAACUAACUCUGAGAUCUUUUUUCCCCCCAGCUGUGUCUUUGUUGAUAGGAUCAAAUCGAACUGCAUCAUCUAAAUGAAUUUACCCAGCCAUGCAAUGUUCCUGGAAGGCUGUGAUUCUGCUUGCAUUGGUGUCAAUAGCGAUCCAAUACACAGCAAUCAGGACUUUCACAUCUAAGCCUUUUCAUAUGUGCUCUGUUCCUAACCCUUUGAACUGUGGCUUGGGGCAGGAUGUGGAGUCCUUCGAUCGGAUGUGUGAUGAGUACCCAUAUUUUAAUUUCAAUUCCUCCAGGAAGACACACAUCCUCAUCUUGGCGACCACCCGAAGCGGCUCCUCUUUCGUUGGACAGUUGUUCAACCAGCAUUCAGAUGUGUUCUAUCUCUUUGAACCACUCUAUCAUGUCCAAACGACCUUUAUCCCUCACCUAUCUCACAGCAGAUAUGCUGCUGAGCGCAGAGUGAUGCUGGGAGCCAGUCGUGACCUUCUUAGAAGCUUGUACAACUGCGACUUGUAUUUCUUAGAGAGCUACAUCAAGCCACAGCCGGCAAACCAUACCACGGAUAAACUGUUUCGACGAGGAGCCAGCAAAGCACUCUGCUCCAUGCCGGUUUGUGAUGCUUUCAGCCCCAGUGAUGGCAAUAUAGAAGAGGGCGAUUGUGUUCGAAAGUGUGCCUCCCUUAACUUGACCCUCGCUACUGAAUCAUGUCGGGAAAGACGCCACAUGGCCAUUAAAACAGUGCGUAUUCCAGAAGUCAGUGAUCUUAAGGCACUGAUCGAGGACCCUCGGAUUAAUCUGAAAGUUAUCCAGCUGGUGAGGGACCCGCGUGGGAUAUUAUCUUCUCGGAUUGAAACCUUUCGGGACACAUACCGCUUAUGGCGGAUCUGGAGAGCCACAGGCCGUAAACCGUACAACUUGGAUUUGACUCAGCUCACGACAGUGUGCGACGACUUUCUGAACUCGGUGUCCACCGGCUUGAGCCGACCGCCGUGGCUUCGUGGACGGUACAUGCUGGUGAGAUACGAGGACCUGGCCAGGAAUCCACUCCAAAAAACCAAGGAGGUUUAUGAAUUCCUUGGUCUUUCUUUGGAAAAAAGUGUGGUGAACUGGAUACAUAACAACACAAGAGGCAAUAACGACGUGUCAGCAAAGCAUAAGUACGGCACAUUGAGGGACUCAGCGGCCAAUGCAGAGAGCUGGAGGUUGAAAUUGUCUCAUGACAUAGUUGAUUACACACAAACUGUUUGUCAGCACAUUUUAGACGAGCUUGGCUACAAAGCUGUCAACUCCCCAGAGGAGCUGAAAAACAUGUCGCUUUCGCUCAUUGAGGACAAAACCUUCAUACCUUUUUUGUAACAAAGGUAAUCAUGUGCUCGCACAACUAUUUUUCUACAUUUAUAUUCUUGCCUUAAUGUGAUUGACAUUUGCACUAUGAACUUCUUUUUUACUUCGGAGACUCCCUCGCAGUAACCCUAUGAUUUUCGGAACAGCACAAGAACCAAAACACUUAGCUGUGAAGAGAUCUCAACUUCACCUUGAUUGCAGUGAUUGCUUUGUUCAUUAUUUAUAUAUUAGAGCAGAGCAACACACUAUUGACAUAGAAAUUCUGCUGGUCAUUAAUUUGACAACAGUGAAUGCGAAUAUUUUUGUCGGUCAAAGAGCUCAGACUAUUCUCAAGAAAUCUUUAAUGUGGGAUUGAAAUGCUGUCAUGUAUAAUAACAGCGUGCAAUAAAAUUGUGAAUGUCACAGUCA